ACCCUCACCGGCAGCGCGCGCCCCGGGGACACACAUACGCACGCACGCACGCGCGCACACACGCACGCUUACUCAGCGCGCGCGGGGGCUCGGGAUAUGCGGGAGCCGCGCGGAGUGUAGGACCCUCGUGCGGAGCUCGUGAACAUGUGAAGGAGAUAACGCGGAGCAGGAGAUAGCUAACGCGCGCGCGAGGAUGAGGAUGAGACUGCUGGGCUAUCUGCUGCUGCUGCACGCGGCCGUGGGGAUGGGAGACUCGCAGGCAGUCUGUCCCGGCACUGACAACAAGCUCAGCACCCUGUCGGAUCUGGACCAGCAGUACCACACUCUGCGCAAGUUCUACGAGAACUGUGAGGUGGUGAUGGGUAAUCUGGAGAUCACCAGCAUCGAACGGAACCGCAACCUCAACUUCCUCAAGUCGAUCAGAGAGGUGACCGGCUACGUUCUGGUGGCUCUGAAUCAGUUUGAUUAUCUUCCUCUGGAGAAUCUGAGAAUCAUCCGCGGCACCAAACUCUACGAAGGUCGAUACGCUCUGGCCAUCUUCCUCAACUACAGACGAGACGGAUACUUCGGCCUCCGGCAGCUCGGCCUCAAGAACCUCACCGAAAUUCUGAAUGGUGGGGUUUACGUGGAUCAGAAUAAGUUCCUGUGUCAUGCGGACACCAUCCACUGGCAGGACAUCCUGAAGAACCCUCGAGCUGAACUUCUGGUGGUGCCAUCCAACAACAGCGGCAGCACAUGUCGGCGAUGUCAUAGAUCCUGUAACGGGCGCUGUUGGGGCCAUCAGGAGGACCAGUGCCAAACCUUAACGAAGACGGUGUGUGCUGAGCAGUGUGACGGGCGCUGUUUCGGCCCGUACGUCAGUGACUGCUGCCACCGGGAGUGUGCCGGGGGAUGCUCCGGACCCAAAGACACCGACUGCUUUGCUUGCACGAACUUUAACGACAGCGGCGCUUGUGUUACUCAGUGUCCUCAACCUUUCGUCUACAACCCGACCACCUUCCAGCUGGAGCACAACCCUAAAGCCAAGUACACCUACGGAGCUUUCUGCGUCAAGAAGUGCCCACAUAACUUCGUGGUGGACCACAGCUCCUGUGUUCGAGCCUGUCCGAGCAACAAGAUGGAGGUGGAGGAGAACCGCAUCAAAAUGUGCAUCCCCUGCACUGAUAUCUGCCCAAAAGUGUGUGAUGGAAUAGGAACAGGAAGUUUACAGAUGGCUCAGACCGUGGACUCCAGCAACAUCCACAAGUUCGUCAACUGCACCAAGAUCAACGGCAACCUGAUCUUCCUCAUCACCGGGAUCAAAGGAGACAUGUACCAUGGCAUCGGAGCGCUGGACCCGGAGCGGCUCAACGUCUUCCGCACCGUCAAAGAGAUCACAGGUUUUCUGAACAUACAGUCAUGGCCGGAGAACAUGACCGACCUUGGCGUUUUCUCCAACCUCGCUACCAUUGGGGGAAGAUCUCUGUACAGUGGGAUUUCAUUGCUGAUCCUGAAGCAGCGCUGGAUCACCGCCCUCCAGUUCCAGUCCCUGAAGGAGAUCAGCGCCGGCAACGUCUACAUCACCAACAACAGCCAGCUGUGCUACUACAACACCGUCAACUGGACCGGACUGUUCCGCACCGGCGGCCAGAGAGCUCUUAUCAAGAGCAACAAGGACCCGCGGGAGUGCACUCAAGAGCGGAUGGUGUGUGAUAAACUGUGUUCUGAAGAUGGCUGCUGGGGUCCUGGUCCCGAUCAGUGUCUGUCCUGCAGGUUCUACAGUCGGGGCAGGACCUGUGUGAGGUCCUGUAACCUGUACCGCGGAGAUAUCCGCGAGUUUGCCAACGGUUCAGUGUGCAUGGAGUGUGACAGCCAGUGUGAGAAAGCUGGAGAUAAGACCAUGACCUGUCACGGCCCGGGUCCAGAUCAGUGUACGAAGUGUCUCCAUCUGAAGGACGGUCCAAACUGUGUGGAGAAAUGUCCUGACGGGCUUCAGGGAGCCACCAGCUUCAUCUUCAAAUACGCCGAAUCCAACAACGAGUGCCAUCCCUGCCACCCCAACUGCACCCAGGGGUGUACUGGACCCCGGAUCCAAGACUGCAUUGGUAUGCUGGACAGGACUCCUCUGAUCGCGGCGGGGGUGAUCGGGGGGAUGUUCGUAGCCGUUAUCGUGGCUCUGGGUUUUGCCAUAUAUGUCCGACGCAAAAGCAUCAAGAAGAAGAGAGCGCUGCGCCGCUUUCUGGAGACGGAGUUGGUGGAGCCUCUAACUCCCAGUGGAACGGCACCCAAUCAGGCUCAGCUGAGGAUCCUGAAGGAGACGGAGCUGAAGAGGGUGAAGAUUCUGGGAACUGGAGCUUUCGGAACUGUGUAUAAGGGUAUCUGGGUUCCAGAAGGAGAGAGUGUGAAGAUCCCAGUAGCCAUAAAGAUCCUCAACGAAACUACAGGACCAAAAGCCAACGUGGAGUUUAUGGACGAGGCGCUGAUCAUGGCCAGCAUGGAGCACCCUCACCUGGUGCGUCUGCUGGGGGUGUGUCUGAGCCCCACCAUCCAGCUGGUGACCCAGCUGAUGCCCCACGGCUGCCUGCUGGACUACGUCCACGAGCACAAGGACAACAUCGGCUCCCAGCUGCUGCUCAACUGGUGUGUUCAGAUCGCAAAGGGGAUGAUGUACUUGGAGGAGAGACGGCUGGUCCACAGGGAUUUGGCCGCUCGCAAUGUUUUGGUCAGAUCUCCCAACCACAUCAAGAUCACCGACUUCGGCCUGGCUCGCCUGCUGGACGCCGACGAGAAGGAGUACAACGCCGAUGGAGGCAAGAUGCCCAUUAAGUGGAUGGCACUGGAGUGCAUUCAUUACCGAAAGUUCACCCACCAAAGUGACGUCUGGAGCUACGGAGUGACCAUCUGGGAGCUGAUGACGUUUGGAGGGAAGCCAUAUGAUGGAAUUCCUACUCGUGAGAUCCCGGACAUCCUGGAGAAAGGAGAACGUCUGCCUCAGCCCCCCAUCUGCACCAUCGACGUCUACAUGGUCAUGGUCAAAUGCUGGAUGAUCGAUGCUGACAGCAGGCCCAGGUUUAAAGAGCUGGCUGCAGAGUUCUGCAGGAUGGCCAGAGACCCUCAGCGGUACCUCGUCAUCCAGGGGGACGACUGCAUGAAGCUGCCCAGUCCAAACCACAGCAAAUUCUUCCAGAGUCUUCUGGAGGAGGACGACCUGGGGGACCUGAUGGACGCUGAUGAGUACCUGGUGCCUCAGAGCUUCAAUGCUUCGGCUACGUCCUAUCCGUCCAGACCUCACCUGGACUCCAAUCGGAAUCAGUGCGGCUACCGUGAUGGAGGUAUUCCAGCUGAGGAGAUAGCAGGGGCUGCUGCCUCCACUGGCGGCCCACCCGUCCCCGCGGGGACCCAGCGCCUGCCUCUGGACUCCCAGGAGGAGAAGCACUGUAAUGGAAGCCUGAAGAAACAGCCCAACUUUGGCCUGGCGGAGGACAGCAGCGGCCAGCGCUACAGUGCGGACCCUACUGUCUUCCUGGCACAGAUAACGCAGAAGACGGGCACCGACGAGGACGGCUACGUGGCACCACAGAAGGACAAGAGCUCCUCAGAGCACCUGAAUCCCAUCGAGGAGAAUCCUUUCGUCACGCGCCGCAAGAACAGAGAGAUCCACGCUCUGGACAACCCGGGAUACCACAGCACCCCUGACGGGCAGCCCAGAGCUGAAGACGAGUACAUCAACGAGCCUCUGUACCACAACACGGGCGAAAUGAGCCAGGAGAUGCUGAAGAAGAACGGGAUUCCUCUUCCUCUGCUGUCCUUAUCUGCAACCAACCCAACGAAUAGCCAUGUUGUACCCAUCACCACCCAGACUGGGAGAUCCCAUCACCACAGCCAAGGAGCACAUGUGCAUUUUGCAAUUCCGCCUGUUCAACCUCCUCAAAGUGGACCAAUGAGUCAGAACGGCGCCCACGCUCAUUUACUCAAGGGUACAUCCAACGAUCACCCGAGCAAGUCCGGGCAUCCCUCAUCAACAGGCCAAAUAUGCCACGUCAGCCACCAAGUCCAGCCUGGCUACCCUGGUCCUGGUAGUCUCUCAGAUCAGCAGGUCUCUCAGAAGCCUAAUUCUGUGGCAACAAUCGGCAAGAGUAGCAUCACCGGCCUUCCGGGGCACGUCAUCCAUCAAAGCCUCAUGCCCCAAUUAAGCCACACUGGAACAAUAAUGGUGGACAAGACUUACAAGAACACCUUUGACAAUCCAGAGUACUGGCACCACAGCCUUCCUUCCAAGGUAGUGCAGCACCCGCAAGACCCUUCCCUGAUCUGCAGUAACAAUUUCCUCUACAAGCAGAACAGCCGGGGUCGAACCGGCAGGACUGAAACCCCAGAAUACCUGCCAGAGACGGGCAUGAAGCCAGGGACUGUCCUGCCCCCGCCACCCUACCGGCAGAGGAAUACUGUAGUAUAAUGUCCUAGUCGAUAGUAUUCCACAGAGCCUGGUUCCUCUACCAGCACCUUAAACAUGUUUCCUUGUUCCUCAGCAGUUCCUGGAAGGUCUGUACCCUAAACUACCACCACCAUGUCCAGUCUUGUGCCAUAGCGGAUGCUCCCGAGGAAGGAAAUUUGAGAAUUUGAGACUCGACAAGAAAAGUACUGUUGAUUCUUCUUGUCCGAAAGGGAAUAUUCGCCUGAGUAAGCAAAUAUAAGUGAACAAAGUGUACCUUCCUGCCAUUCGUACCUCUCCUCCUUCGUCCUGUUUAAGAAAUAAGAAAUAAGACUUUGGAAAUCUCAGAUUUUAUGGCCAAGAAAACAAGCACCUCACGCCGUUGACUUGACUUGUUGGUUUGCGAGUCAAGUCAAGCCAAGUCCUUAGUACUGGUAGUCACACUGGAUCAAGCCGAAGCCUACUUUUUUGGAUUCCAGACUCUUGAAGAGACCAGAACAAAGAACAAGGCCAUAAUGUGAACAGGUCUAGUCUGCCUAGGCUAGUCUGAAAAAAACAAAUAGUUGGAUAGGUGAAUAGUCUGAGAGAAUACUGUAUAUGUUUUUGUACCUUUUACAUAACCCGCCUCAUAAAUCCUAAAUCCUAAAAUAUUACAUGUAUAAAAAAAAAGCGAGAGAUCAAGAUCAUGAUCAAGAUCAAGAAAGCAGAAAUCUUCAACAUGACAAGAGGAAAAAGGGAAAGAAAGAGGAUUUCGUAAACUGGAGAUUGCCGAAACUCGUGUUACCUGAUGUAAUAUUGAAAGUUGGAGGCUCUAUAAGAAACAUUUGUACAUUCGGAGAGCAUUCAAACAUUCAUUAGUGAGCGAGCGGAGAGUGCGGAAGGAACCUUGAAACCUUGAGGGAAAAGAAACCGAGAUUCAAAUGUGGGUUUUGGAUCUGUUUGAUUGGCGUGUGAAGCGCGGAAUUUAGAACUUCCGAAGGUCGGGUAACACUUCCCGGAUGAAUUUUGAUAUGUAUAAUACAUCACAUGUGCAUUUAUUACGAGUUAUCUGGCAUGUAUAAGGCCGGAUAAGGGAUUGAUGUAGGUACAAAUGCAGGGAAAUACCCUUUAAAUACCUUUUUUACUGAUACGCCAAAAAAAAGUCAUGAGACACUUGUAUCACAGCAAGAUGCGGCACCAAGGCAAUUGCCUCAUAUACCAUUGGUACUGGUAUCAACCACCAAGCAACCAAUCAUUCUGCGUUUUCUUUAUAAUAACCAUAUCACAUUGAUACUGGCCAAAAAUACCAAAUUGGGUCCCUUUCAAUUUUUUUUCUUGAGUCAUUAGUCUGUUCGCAUGGACAACUCUAGCCAGAAGCCGCCGGUCACAAUCAUUACCUGACUCACUGUAGGUGGUAAUUCACAUACUCCUGUGCCAUUAAUUUUAGAAGACUGACAUGUCAGUGUGGCUAUGAAGCAUUAUGCAUGCCAAAUGAUGCAAUAAUAUCACAUGUAAUGUAUUAUCUGUAACACUUUCUACGAAUGUCAUCACUCUUAGUCUCUAUAACCACAUUCAUAACAUAUUAUAAUGCAUUCAUAAGGCAUUAUAACAAACUUGGCUAAAAAUAUUAAAAAACAUGCAUAACCCAUUAUAGCCAUGUUUAUUAAGCAUUAUGGCUUGUGAUCAUAAUGCAUUAUAAGCUGUGCUUAAAAUAUAUAUAUAUAUGUUAAAAUAGCAUAUAUUUAUCGUUAAUAAUUUAGCCCCACAAUGAAAAUCUGGCACUUUACUUGGAGCGCACAAAGACCUGUUAUGAUACAUUAUAAUUGAUAAUAACUAAUAUUAUACUGAAGACAGUAAUAAAUUUAAAUUUAUGAAUGGUUAAACAUUUAUUCAUAUGAUUAUUGAGGGUGUGUUUAUAAGUUGGAAGCUUUUUUAGUCGUAAUGCAUAAUUCUGCAAGCUGGGAAUGAGUUUCUUAGUAUUUAUGUAUAACAUGUUAUAAACACUGCUAUUAAUGCAUUAUAAUCACAGUUCAUGAUGCAUAGUAAACAUGGCUACAUGGCUAAGAUGAAUUAUACAUUUUAUAAAUAUGUGUAGCCAUGUUUAUUAUUAUUAAAAUGCUUAUGAAUGCAUUAUAAUGUGCUAUGAAUAUGUUCAUAGAGUCUUAUAGAGAUGACAUUCGUAGGAAGUGUUACCGUAUUAUCUAUAUCAAAUUCUCAGGAUGUGUUACCAAAGAAACUAUUCAUACUGGAUAGAUUGAGAUCAUUACACUGUAGUACAUGAAUAAUACGUAACUAAGAUGUAAAGACUGAUGUUGAUGAUCUUGUGAAGAAGGUCACAUGAUCAUAGAUAAGUAGAAGGG
Molecule: messenger RNA, 6750 nt
Organism: Astyanax mexicanus (Mexican tetra)
Lineage: Eukaryota; Metazoa; Chordata; Actinopteri; Characiformes; Acestrorhamphidae
Product: receptor tyrosine-protein kinase erbB-4-like
Exons: 27
Coding region: 194-4435 (1413 amino acids)
Biological process (GO): positive regulation of cell population proliferation; positive regulation of kinase activity; multicellular organism development
Cellular component (GO): signaling receptor complex; basal plasma membrane
Molecular function (GO): transmembrane receptor protein tyrosine kinase activity; epidermal growth factor receptor binding; ATP binding
Source: RefSeq, a predicted model, not a curated record